CUUCCUCCCUCUCUGCUCCUCUUUCUCAGUGUUUUCAGCCUUGGCAAGUGCUGCAUAUCUGACAUUUCUAGCUCCAGCUCUUACCAGCUCCAUCGACAUCUGCAAGAGAGAAAAGGGAAAGAGAGGACAAGAGAAACCAGAGCGUGCCUCCAGCAUCGACAGCCGGAGUGAACCGCCUCAGCUCCUGAACCCCAGAAGAUCUACAGAUCCACCUCCCAGUCGCCCUCAUGGAGCGUGUCCAGCACAUGACAAAGUCGGCCAUCCGUCGAGCAUCUCAGAUCGAGGUGACCCCUCAGGCCAAGAGGAACCUGCAGGAGCUGUUUGUCAACUUCACACUCAUCCUCAUCUGCCUGCUUCUCAUUUACAUCAUCGUCCUGCUGAGCAGCUGAGCGCAGAAGGGACACAUGGCAGAGCUCACGCACUGAACGAGGAGAUUUUCUGAUGAAGAUUUUUCUAAAUAGGUCAAUAUAGUAAUAUUUCUAUUAUUUAAUCCAAAGAAAUCCAUUAGUUCAACCAUGGCUUGUCUGAUUUGUCUGUAUGCACAGCAUUAUUCUACAUACACUGUGUAUAAGCAAUAUUGAACAUGAUGCACAUAAGAUGGAAAACAUUAAUCAUAUGAGGUUACUUCCUGUUACAUCACUUGCACUGACCUUUUUAUUGUCUGCACUGACUGAGAGACAUGAACUUCACAGCUGCUAUCGUUAACAAUAUAAACACACAGCAGCCAGUUUGAUUUGAUAUGAUGGCUGAUUCCUAAUUAUUUUAACCCUUAAACACUCUUCUACACCUGCUCCUGCGCGUCCUAGAAAUGGCUGCAAAAGCAUCAUAGAUUGAUUUUAUUUUUCACACCAGACAUCUUUUUAAAACUUCAGGGUUCAAUAUCUUUAUUGCAUAUUUAUAUUUGUGAAGUUUAAACUCAUUAAAGGCCAAUAUGUUUACAGAA
Cyprinodon tularosa is the source of this 943-nucleotide messenger RNA. RefSeq names its product phospholamban (gene pln1). The coding region runs from base 228 to 389 and encodes 53 amino acids. Lineage: Eukaryota; Metazoa; Chordata; Actinopteri; Cyprinodontiformes; Cyprinodontidae. The record is from RefSeq and is a predicted model, not a curated record. Gene Ontology annotation, biological process: negative regulation of calcium ion import into sarcoplasmic reticulum; negative regulation of heart rate; negative regulation of ATPase-coupled calcium transmembrane transporter activity. The transcript is spliced from 2 exons. Gene Ontology annotation, molecular function: ATPase inhibitor activity. Gene Ontology annotation, cellular component: sarcoplasmic reticulum; membrane.